AAAAAUCCCACAACUGAACCCUCUACGAGGGUGUCGGCUAGGCAACAGACCUCCAGUUUUCUGUGCUCUUCACAGAAAGGGUCUGGCUGAGUCCAUUCUGUCACGAAUCUGUGUUAGCAUCCACUCCCCACACACCAUGGUGCGGCAUAGUGUAGUGCAGGAUGGACAUGGUUGGCGGGUCCCCCCAAAGGUCAGGGUGUUAGGCGAUCCGUGCCCAUUGGCUUGUCGUGCAGUCGUGGGGGUGGUAGGUUUCCUACAAACGACUGUAUCCACACGGAGCCUCAGCGAUAACUGUCCGCCUCGCUGAGUACUUCAGGACUUGCCGUGUUAGCGGGGGCUAUGACACGGUGGACCUCUUCACCCCUACACUCGUGGGAAUUUCUAUGUCAAAUCAAAAUACAAAAAAAAAAAUUAAAAUCAAAAAGGAAGCAAAACAGAAGGAAGUUGCGGAUCCACUUAAGCAGGAUCUUUGCAAAAAGCAACGAAAGCGUUACAAUCGCUACAUAAGGGAGGGCAUGCAACGGGAAGAAGCAAAAAAGCGGGCCAUAGAUCCCAAUGCUUAUGAACUGGCAGCGCGUAAAGUGAAGAAAAAGGUUCCUCCUCCUGCUGCAAGUGGCGGCGGCAAAAGGAAAGCUCCAGUCGCAGCGAAAGCCGUUGCCCCUAAGCGUGCCAAAAUUACACCAGAGGCAGAGGGAUCCAUUGACAUGGCCAUCCUGGCCACUACUUACCCGCUAAGAAUCCUUCGCAGGAGCGAGGCGAAGAAAGUGGAGGCAGCGCUGAUCGAGGAGAUGCUGAAAGGCUGCCCACACAGCAUCAACUUCGAUGGCGUCCACUUCAAGGAUGGCCUGAUCAUUGUGAAGUGCCGCGAUAACCGAUCCAAGGAGUGGAUGGAGCUCACCGUACCGAAGGUCCAUGUGCUCAGCAAUGUGCUGUUGAGCAGUUGCCCGGUCGCUGAUUUGCCCAGCAUGAAGAUUGUCAAGCUACACCUGCCGCGCACCGAAGGACAGAACGCAAUGCGUUUGCUGCGCGAGCAGAACAAGGACCUGGACUCUGAUGCGUGGGAGCUGCUGAGCAAUCGCCCCACCAGAGAAGGGGGACACGUGGUGACCCUGGGGCUGAAGCCGCGGGCGCUCGAACUGCUGCAGCAGAACGGCCUGAAAGUGAGCUACCGCUUUGAGCAGCUGCCAUGUCGACUUUGUGAGGAUCAUGCAGCCCAGGAGGAUGAUGAGGUGGAGAAUGCCAUGUGGUAUGUGGAUAUACCGGAUGUACAUAGUCAUAGAGCAGAGGAUCAGCUUAUUCUAUGAUGUAUAAUGUAUAUUUUGUAUAUUUAAAUUUAAUUGGAGUUUUGAAUCUUGUUUAAAUUAACUAAGCUUAAACACACUUAAAUAAACGCGGGAGCGCAAAUUUAAUUUAUUUUAA
Messenger RNA from Drosophila subobscura, 1419 nucleotides. RefSeq lists its product as uncharacterized. Lineage: Eukaryota; Metazoa; Arthropoda; Insecta; Diptera; Drosophilidae. The transcript has a single exon. The record is from RefSeq and is a predicted model, not a curated record. Bases 384 to 1304 code for a protein of 306 amino acids.